Molecule: messenger RNA, 1935 nt
Organism: Daphnia carinata
Lineage: Eukaryota; Metazoa; Arthropoda; Branchiopoda; Diplostraca; Daphniidae
Product: adenine DNA glycosylase-like
Exons: 9
Coding region: 91-1557 (488 amino acids)
Biological process (GO): mismatch repair; base-excision repair
Cellular component (GO): nucleus
Molecular function (GO): 4 iron, 4 sulfur cluster binding; purine-specific mismatch base pair DNA N-glycosylase activity; oxidized purine DNA binding
Source: RefSeq, a predicted model, not a curated record
UUCAGUUUCAAAACAAUAAAUGGUUCUAUAAGUUCAUUCAGUUUCAGAACAAUAAAUUAGGAAAACGUGCUUAGUUGUUAGCAACCAAGAAUGAAACGUUUGCGUUCGAAAGGGAAAUCCAGUGCACAAACUGAAAUUGUGGAAACAACAAAUUUCAAGGUGGGAGAUAGUCAUCAUCAUUGCUUGGCAUCGAAAGAUGAAAUACGAAGUCUGAGGAAAAAUCUUAUCGAUUGGUAUGAUGGUAACAAACGAAACCUUCAGUGGCGAGAUUUAGCUAAGCAUAGCGAUCCAAAUAUAAGAGGCUAUUCAGUCUUAGUCUCAGAAAUCAUGCUGCAGCAAACACAAGUAGCCACAGUCAAAUCUUACUACUCCAAAUGGAUAGAAAAGUGGCCAGAUUUUACAUCUCUAUCUCAAGCAACUUUGGAGGAAGUGAACACUCUUUGGUCAGGAUUAGGUUACUACUCUAGAGGAAGACGUCUAUAUGAAGCAGCACGUAAAGUUGUUUUCGAAAUGGAUGGUACGAUGCCUCAAAAAGCGGAACAGUUGCAGAAGCGGUUACCAGGAGUUGGACCGUAUACGGCUGCGGCCAUUGGGUCAAUUGCUUUCAAUGAACCAGUGGGCCUUGUUGACGGGAAUGUGAUUAGAGUAAUUACUAGGUUGUGUGCAAUCGGUGCAGACACGAGUAAAAAGAGUGUGGUGGACGUUAUAUGGAAAUUAGUAAAUGAGUUGGUUGAUCCGGAAAGACCAGGAGAUUUUAAUCAAGCGAUAAUGGAAUUGGGUGCGACAGUGUGCACUCCAAAAUCUCCUGAUUGCCAAUCCUGCCCAAUCAGUUCAUUAUGUCGAGCCAAUAGGAAGGCAAGGCAUCCCAGCGCCGGUUUCUCUGCAGAUAUCGAAGACGUUCCCGAUUGUUCAUUGUGCCUGCCAAUUGACCAGCCUUGGAUUGAAACAGAUGGAGUAACAAAUUAUCCCCGAAAAGCCAAAAAGACUGCUGCCAAAAUAGCCCGUAAUAUCGUCUUGAUUGUUGAGCGUCCAACAAACGAAUCGGAGAGUAAUGAGUAUUUACUAUGGCAACGGCCAGUCAACGGUUUACUCGCCAACUUGUGGGAGUUUCCAAGUUUUCCCUCCCAGCCGAACGAUGACUCGGACGCGGAGAGCAGCGAACUGACGAAUGCUCUAGACCAAUCGAAAGGAUUGCUGGGCAGCCGGGCCAUCGAACGCUUGCACUACGUGGCAGAUGUUUAUCACCAAUUUUCCCACAUAAGCCAGACCUAUGGUGUAUACCAUAUUGCGGUCAGCGCGUGUGAAGGAGCCGAUGACGCCGACUUGUCCUUACCCGACCACUACCAGGGCUUCAGGUGGCUGAGCGCCCGUCAGAUUGCUGAAGCCGCCAUCUCUACCGCUAUGAAAAAAGUCUUCCGCUCCUUCACCCAGAACGCGGACGGUAGUAGCAGCUCGUCGACUUCGUUGAAGCGGAAAACGAAAUCAAAGGAGACCGGAACCGUCUCCAAGAAGCAAAUGACGAUGCAGUCGUUUUUCAGAAGCGAUCACACUCAAUAGAAACCAUUUCAAAACCUGAAAAUGAAAGGAUGACAAGCACCGAAGGCGUAAAAUGUGUAUUAACUAAAGAGGAGAUGGAUAGUGGAUGAGGAGCACAGCAUACAAGUUGAAUUCAUUGCUUGUGAUGAUCUCCACACGAAAGAUUCCAACACACAGCAACAGAUAUCACAAUAGCAAGUGGUGGUAGUAACCAAAAGAAUCGCGAUUCACACAUACAAAGCAUGUCUUGUUUUUUUUUAUUCAAUUCUUUUUUUAGUCUUGUAUUGUUUUAUUAUUAUUAUUAUUUUCAAAGCGCGUACAUACGCACCGAGCACAUUGUGUGCUUUUUCGUUCUUAAUUGCCCGAGAUCACGCAGAUACACAAGGAUUUGUUCUUUUC